Messenger RNA from Sinocyclocheilus grahami, 387 nucleotides. RefSeq names its product thrombospondin type-1 domain-containing protein 7A-like. Gene Ontology annotation, cellular component: plasma membrane. Gene Ontology annotation, biological process: actin cytoskeleton organization. The record is from RefSeq and is a predicted model, not a curated record. The annotation marks the transcript as partial. NCBI's taxonomy places the organism in Eukaryota, Metazoa, Chordata, Actinopteri, Cypriniformes, Cyprinidae. The transcript has 3 exons.
GAAGUGAGUUGGUUAUCAGGCAGCUCAGCUCUCGUGUUGAUCUGUUCAGGUGACUGUUACCUGAUGGAGUGGUCCGACUGGAGCCUGUGUCAGAGUGUGUGUGUGAAGGGCCAGCGUUUGGACUUCACUCCGGUGCAGGUCCGUUCACGUGCGGUCAUCGCGCAGGAGCCGGAGAACAUCGCUCAGUGCCCCGAUCAGGAGUGGCAGACCCGGCCCUGCAGCAAUGGGGAGUGUUAUGAGUACCAGUGGAUGGGCAAUCCUCAGCUGAUCUGGUGUCAGCGCUCGGAUGGAAUAAACGUCACAGGUGGAUGCCCUCCAGCUCUACUGCCAGGGACGGACCAGUCAUGUGAUCCACCUUGUGACAAACCACAGUCAUUUUGCUCAGAG